Messenger RNA from Arvicola amphibius (Eurasian water vole), 4460 nucleotides. It is a transcript of the gene Wdr13, whose product is annotated as WD repeat domain 13. The coding region runs from base 593 to 2050 and encodes 485 amino acids. Gene Ontology annotation, cellular component: nucleus. Lineage: Eukaryota; Metazoa; Chordata; Mammalia; Rodentia; Cricetidae. The record is from RefSeq and is a predicted model, not a curated record. The transcript has 9 exons. Gene Ontology annotation, molecular function: protein binding; promoter-specific chromatin binding.
GGGAAACUACAAUCCUUUAAUGCGCCUGCGAGGCUCCCACGCCCUGGGAAAGGUUCCUAUCGAUUUGCUCUGUGUUCCGCAGCUCUUUCUGGCUGCAGGCAGCCAUCUUGCUUGGAGCUUGAGACAGGGAAGAGAGAAGGAACUGGUGACACUGGGCUCAGGGCCGCCCCGGGGGCCUCGAGAGCCAGGGGCAGCCCCGGAGGUGGUCCUGGGUCCUGGGCUCUGGGCUAUGCUCUAGGGUCACAAAAGGGAGGGCAGAGGACAGAGGGCUUGAUGGGUGGAGAAUGUCAAACAAGACUUGCUGGGUGGGGGAGGGGCGUUGCUGAGGCAACUGGAGAGGGCGGGGUCAUGUCUGAAUUGCUGCUGUGAGUCACCGGAGUGCUGCCCAGGAAAGGCAGGGCUGGGGUGAUGACCAUGCUAAAGACCCAGUGGGAUUUCGCGACAUCACCUGUGUGGAGGGACUUCGUGUCUAUGGCAACUGUCACCUGGUGGAAGGGGCGGAACUAGAUUUCCUCUGCCUGCGACGCCGGCAUUCCAAGCCCUUGUCCUGCAGGCUCCCGCAGGCAGACGCAUCAUAGAAGGAAGCCAGGGAAUGGCCGCGGUGUGGCAGCAAGUCUUAGCAGUGGACGCGAGGUACAACGCCUACCGCACACCAACGUUUCCACAGUUUCGGACCCAGUAUAUCCGCCGGCGCAGCCAGCUGCUGCGGGAGAAUGCCAAGGCUGGGCACCCCCCAGCACUGCGUCGGCAGUACCUGAGGCUACGGGGCCAGCUAUUGGGCCAGCGCUACGGGCCACUCUCGGAGCCAGGCAGUGCUCGUGCCUAUAGCAACAGCAUUGUCCGCAGCAGCCGCACUACCCUUGACCGAAUGGAGGACUUUGAAGAUGACCCUCGAGCCCUGGGGGCCCGAGGACACCGCCGAUCUGUCAGCCGAGGCUCCUACCAGCUACAGGCACAAAUGAACCGUGCAGUCUAUGAGGACAGGCCUCCCGGCAGUGUGGUACCCACAUCGGUGGCAGAGGCAAGCCGGGCCAUGGCUGGGGACACAUCGUUGAGUGAAAACUAUGCCUUUGCAGGCAUGUACCAUGUUUUUGACCAGCACGUGGAUGAGGCAGUCCCAAGGGUGCGCUUCGCCAAUGAUGACCGACACCGCUUGGCCUGCUGUUCACUGGACGGCAGCAUCUCACUGUGCCAGCUGGUACCUGCCCCACCCACUGUGCUCCAUGUGCUACGGGGCCACACGCGUGGUGUCUCUGACUUCGCCUGGUCCCUCUCCAAUGACAUCCUUGUGUCCACCUCCCUCGAUGCCACCAUGCGCAUCUGGGCCUCCGAGGACGGCCGCUGCAUCCGUGAGAUCCCUGACCCUGAUAGCGCUGAACUGCUGUGCUGCACCUUCCAGCCCGUCAACAACAACCUCACUGUGGUGGGGAAUGCCAAGCACAACGUGCAUGUCAUGAACAUCUCCACAGGCAAGAAAGUGAAGGGUGGCUCCAGCAAACUGACAGGCCGUGUCCUUGCUCUGUCCUUUGAUGCCCCUGGCCGGCUUCUCUGGGCAGGUGAUGACCGCGGUAGUGUCUUCUCCUUUCUCUUUGACAUGGCCACAGGGAAGCUGACCAAAGCCAAGCGACUAGUAGUGCACGAGGGCAGCCCUGUCACCAGCAUCUCUGCCCGAUCCUGGGUCAGCCGGGAAGCGCGGGACCCCUCACUGCUCAUCAAUGCCUGUCUCAACAAGCUGCUGCUCUACAGAGUGGUGGACAAUGAAGGUACCCUGCAAUUGAAGAGAAGCUUCCCCAUUGAGCAGAGCUCACAUCCUGUGCGCAGUAUCUUCUGCCCCCUCAUGUCCUUCCGCCAGGGGGCCUGUGUGGUGACAGGCAGUGAGGAUAUGUGCGUUCACUUCUUUGAUGUGGAGCGGGCGGCCAAAGCUGCUGUCAACAAGUUGCAGGGUCACAGUGCGCCUGUGCUUGACGUCAGCUUCAACUGCGACGAGAGUCUGCUGGCUUCCAGUGACGCCAGUGGCAUGGUCAUCGUCUGGAGACGAGAGCAAAAGUAGGGUUCUGUCAGCCCUGCACAGCCCACUGUUCCCUCCUCUCCGGUCUUGUGUUGUAAAUAAAAUUUCUGUGGUUGUGUUGAGGGGCAACUCCCAGGUCUCCCACAAGGAGGCACUAGGGAGUACUGAGCCCUCCAGUGGAUUAGGGAUGGCUUCCUCAGUUGUGCAGUAAUGUGUUCAUCCAUUCAACAAGCCCUGAGUAUCUGCUGUGAUGUGUCACGUAGUUGUGCAGUCAGUAGACAGGAAUGAGAGUACCAACUGUGAUGUCAGGAACUGUUCUGAAAAGGAAGGAUACUGCUGUGGCCUCAACCAACAGAAAUCCUGCCCUUGUGGGCUUGCAUCCUAGGAGGGGCAAGCAUUCGGUAGACAAAGUACAGCCAUUCCUUGGAGUAUAAUUUGCUUUAUAAGUUUUCAACUUUUUGAUCUUACAGUGCUACAGAACCACACACAUACACCCAGUCUUGUUUUCUACUUUCAGUAUGGUGUUCAGUAAAUUACAUGAGCUAGUCAACAUUUUGUUAUAAAUUAGACUUUACAUUAGGUAAGUUUGCCUACCUGUAGAAUAAUGUCAGUGUUCUGAGCGCAUUGAAGGUAGGUGGGGCUAAGCUAGGGUGUUUGGUAGGUUAGGCAUGUUAAUGCGUUUUCAAUUAAGACAGAUUGGUUGGGGUAUAACCCUAUCUCAUCGAGAAGCAUCUGUAUAAAAGAGGAUAGUUAAAGAUGAGUGGCGUGAAGAAAAACAAAGGGAGGGAAGGAGAUGAGGUUGCAGGAACGGGAGGAGUGGGAGCUUCUUUCAGCAAUGUCCUCAGGAAAAAUGUUCCUGACAGGAUGAUGUUUUAAAGAUCUGAAUGAGCCGGGCGGUGGUAGCUCACGCCUUUAAUCCCAGCACUCGGGAGGCAGAGGCAGGCGGAUCUCUGAGUUCGAGGCCAGCCUGGUCUACAAGAGCUAGUUCCAGGACAGGCUCUAGAAACUACAGGGAAACCCUGUCUCGAAAAACCAAAAAAAAAAAAAAAUAAAGAUCUGAAUGAAAUGAGAGAGGUCAUAGUGGGGUAAAAGAAUAUCCUCAACAGAAAGAAAAGUUAGUGCAGAGGCACCGAGACUGGAGUGUGUCAGAGGAUGACCAAGCCGAGUGUGACAGGUGACAUUAGACAGGGCUUUAGGGCUUCUUGGACCAUGGUGAGGAGCUUGACUUUUCCUGAUCCUGAGUGAGGGAGGUUGGAGUGUGGGAUCAGACAGCCAUAGAGAAAUUAGGAGAGGAAUGUUGAGUUCAACCCCAGGGGCUUCAUCAGAUUAGGUUGUAAAACUUCCCAAGAUGACAGCUUCUGUGUGGGUGGACCCCACACUUAUCUGUGGCCCACAAACAGGGAGUAGAAGUGGUGAGUUCUUUGAGUUCUAGGUUAGCACGCAGGCAGCCAUGGACUCGGGCUGAGCUACAGCCCCUGCUGUGGUGAGGAAGAAAUAGAAAAUCUAUCUGUAAGUUCACCCCUAUCUCCUCCCAUGUCCUUCCAGGGCCCCAAUUUAAGUCCUGGACCAGGUCAGAAACCAAAUGCUAAUCUCUAAUAUUGGGUUUUAGCAAGGAAAUAAGUUCUAGACUUAUUGUCCAUAAUUAGAAUCAUGAAGUGCUUUCCAUUUGAAGAAUCACCAGGGGCUCUUAGAGCUAGCUCAUCCUCCCAGAUUCAUAUGCUGCUACUUUUGCAUCAGGUGGAACUGCGGCUAACAUCUUGGGACCUCAGAGUCACCAACCUAGAAGCACAGUGUUGCUGAGCUGUGGAACUAGCAGCAGAUCUUUGAUGGAAGAAGAUAAUUCCUUGUUUGUUUAAUCUGUUUAUUAGUGUGAUCACUUGUAGCCAAAAGCAUGUCUGGCUCCAUCAGACAGAUCUUAGGCAAAUGAUUAUGAGAUAAGGAUAUCUAAGUGAGCUGGACUGGCCAUGUUGUGUCAAAGUCGUGUAAGUGUGCCAACAUUCCUAAUCCAGCUUCAGGGUCAGUGAUUUCCUAUGAGGACUGUACAAUACAGCUGAAAGAUACAGGGAAGUGUACCAGAUACCAGUUAAAUGCUGAUCUUUAAAGAGACCCUCCCAAGACUAGCAGUUCAGAACUGUGCUAACUGUUUCCUGUACCAGACAGAUACACGGCUUCAACCAAGCUCUAUAGGUAGCAAGAUAAUUGGGGGAAAUACCAGUUUUCUCUAACAUCCGUUUCUUCAUGCUCUCCAUUUUCUUUAAUGAGUCUGGUUUCUGAGUGAUUAAUGAUGAAUUUUGUUUGCAUGAUUUUGGGGGUUUCCUCCUUGUAAAAUUUUUGAGGUGGCAGAGUUGACAUUCCACUUUAAAGUCCUCUUGGUGACACUUUUGACUCACAACCUAAAGGAAACUAAGCACUGAGUAAACAAGGAAGAAUAAAAAUAAUGUUAUUGGUCAAA